Molecule: messenger RNA, 1222 nt
Organism: Exaiptasia diaphana
Lineage: Eukaryota; Metazoa; Cnidaria; Anthozoa; Actiniaria; Aiptasiidae
Exons: 4
Coding region: 701-1222 (173 amino acids)
Source: RefSeq, a predicted model, not a curated record
AUCGCUGCCAAAGUAUAAAAAUCAAAGUUGAGAUGUACAUUCUUGAUCAAUUUUCAGGAGACAAAACAGAUCCUUCUUGAUUUCAAAAACAUCAAAAAGCUCUUCGUCUUUACAUGUAAUGAUAAAAUAGACAAAAGAAGUAUAGUAGAAAAAGCUUUUCAAGUCAAAUUGAAAACAUCCGAUAUCAUAUCGUUGCAAAGAUACAACAAAGACUGGGGGGAAGAUGUCGACAUUGAGCCACAAGAAAUUCGUGACCGCGACAAGAUAAAAGUACUUGUGAUCGAGAAUGGCUACAUAGACAGACCUAUCGACCAUUCAUCGAAUAGAAGCAGCUAUUCAGGUGACGAGAGAGGUAGUAAGAGUAGUAACUCUGCCGUCAACCGUGGCGUGGAACAUUUGAUGGAAAAUGUAGCUAAAGCUCAAAGUUCACUUGAGUAUAAACUAAGUAUAGCCAAAGCAACACUACAGUCACUAAAGGAAACCCCUAGACCCAGAAAUGCACUUGGUAAUAAUCGUCAUUUCACCUGCAGUAAUUGUCAUUUAAAGGGCCACCGUACUAAUAAUUGCAUGCAGCCACCAUGCGUAGGUUAUUUCGAGUGUGGUAAUUUGGCAUUACACAAAGAACAUCGUGACGAAAUAAAACAGGCAGAGAAUGAAGUGAAGGAGCUACAAAAACAGUUUGAAAAAAAACAAAAGUGAUAUGGACAACUACAAGCUGCUUCAAGAUCGCACAAAGACUAAUUUUUUCUCACAGAUGCGUCAGAAGCUAUUUAUCUGCAACCCUGUUAAGUAUUCUAACAGAACAAAGCUAGAUAACGAUCUACGUAUAUUGGCAGCAGCGUGCAGUCAUCGACCACCUCCAGCUUCUGUAGAUUUGGAACAAAUGAUUGAGAGUUAUCAAAUGAAAUCAAGAGCUGUGUUUGAUCAAAGUUCCAGGUCAGAUGACAGCAUGUUUAAUUACCAUCCCACCCUGCCUAAUUACAACCAGAUGGAGAAUUGUAAUUUCCCUGUUACAAUUCAUAAACCAAGGUCACCAUUUACCAUAAACAAUGCAAGCCCUUUACAUAACAUUCAACCACCUCAUGGAACUAACAGAUUUGUAGCUCCAAGUCCACCACCAAGAAUGUAUGUCAGAUACCCAUCGCCUUCAGUAAGGAGACAGCCAUACAAAAGUCCUACAUCUCCCCAAACCUAUGGUUAUCAAAGUCCAACUUGGCUAUAA